Coprinopsis cinerea okayama7#130 is the source of this 588-nucleotide messenger RNA. RefSeq lists its product as hypothetical. The transcript has a single exon. The record is from RefSeq and is a predicted model, not a curated record. NCBI's taxonomy places the organism in Eukaryota, Fungi, Basidiomycota, Agaricomycetes, Agaricales, Psathyrellaceae. Bases 1 to 588 code for a protein of 195 amino acids.
AUGGCGUGUCGAAAUACACGAACGCGACUGGCCUUUCGCUAUGAUCAGCCCGGCCGCAAUAUUAUAUCGGACGCAGAAAUCGAACUCCUUGCUACGGCAGAAGGCAUCAGCACAUUACAGGACCUGAGGGGAGUUACGCACCAAUGGUCAUGGCAAGAGACGUACGGAUCCGAGCUAUGGACCGUAUGGGAAGAACUCACGCUGGAGCUUCGUGCAUUGUCCGAUCCUUCACAGCCCACACCAGUCCUUCCUUCGACUACCACCUCUAUCCCGCACCCUCCUCUUCCAGAAUCGGAAUCAGCGGGCAGUCACGCUAGAUUCCCCAACCCAGCCCCCAUCGAACCUGUCUCCACUUUGGGAGUGACACAGCCAACACCAGCGCCUUUGCAAGUAGGGAACGCUGGAAAACGGAAGGCAGAUGACGGUGUCGGUUACGCCGGGGUCGUCGUUGUCGAGGAGAGGCUGGAGAGCGGUCGAGGGAAGAGAGGAAGACUCGAUCACGCCCCAUCAAACCGACUUCCAGGAUUUACCUCCAUGCCCCACGACCACCCACUCUGUCAACAACGACGACGUCCAAACAACGCGUAG